Molecule: messenger RNA, 642 nt
Organism: Acanthosepion pharaonis
Lineage: Eukaryota; Metazoa; Mollusca; Cephalopoda; Sepiida; Sepiidae
Source: the annotation of a GenBank genome assembly
AUGCGCACACACACCGGCGAGAAGCCGUUUCAGUGCGAGGUGUGCCAGAAAUGCUUCAGCCAGCGCGGCAACCUGAAGAUCCACCGGAGGCGCCACACGGGCGAGCGUCCUUUCCAGUGUGACAUCUGCUGGAAGUCGUUCAGCCAGAAGGGCAACCUCAAGACCCACGUCCGCAACCACGCACAUAAGAAGAGCUUUUGCUGCGAUCUCUGCGGCAAGGUGUUCUUGCACCGCUCCAUCCUAAAAUGCCAUGAGAAGGCCCACCAAGUACAGCGCCUGUCGUCCCUGUCGCCCUCAAACAACAGUGGCGGCAAUGGACAUCCGACAUCGUCACCUACAUCACCAGCACUACCCCUCCCCAUACCACCAUCCUCUUCAUCUUCGCCAGGUUCAUCUACAGCUCGUUCAGCAAGUACUGGCACGGGGGGCUCUAGUGGGGUUGUUGGUGAGAAGGGGGCGGGUUUUUAUUCUAAUACUACUUCAGGCUACAGCGGUAGCGGUGGGCCCCACAGUCACGGCGGAGGUCGAUCUGGGCCUGCAAACCCAGGACCACCGACUAAUCAGCCCCCUCCACAUCCUAAUUCUAAUCCGAAUGCCAAUAAUCCAAACCCUAAUAAUCCAAGUAAUUCUGUAUUUGUGUGA